CUCACUUUAAAGAAGCUAGUGAUCUUCAAGAAGCUGGCCAAGGACCUCAACUCCGUGGUGAUUUCCGUGAGGAUGCAGGACUCCAAGGGCAUCCUGAGAUCCCAAGAGAUUGUGCUGCCCCGCAGUGGGCCAGUGCAGACCGACCUGGCGCUGACCUUCUCCCUGCAGUACCCCAACUUCCUCAAGGGAGCAGGCAACAGGCUACUGGUCAUGCUGGAGCAGAGGAAGCGCUCUAAGAACAGCACCGUCCUGGGCUACAGGACACUGGCCACGGGCACCAUCCACAUGGCUGAGGUGAUGCAGCGAAACCUCGAGUGUGGCCAGAUGCUGAGCCUCUGCAGGAGGGUCAAGGAGUCCUCCACCACGGUGGCCAAGGUCUGGAUCUCCUCCCUGUGCAAUCAGCCCAUCGAACACAAGGACAGUACCAAGCAGGCCAGCCCCAAGGCCAGGUCCGCAGGUAACUUCACCGAGGGGCAGGAUGAGAGCUCCUUUUCUGAGCUGCAGGCCAGCUGCAGGGGAAAGCACAGACAGGACCUGCAGAAGGAUGACUUGGAGAAGGGGAAGCCAAAGAAGCAGCGGCGAUCAAUACGAGGGAACUUGAAGCAGAGAGUCCUGGCGCUGUUUCACAGAUUCCAAGUGUCGGAGGAGGUCCUGGACCCCAAGCAGGACCAUGGGGAGCAUGUCCCGGAGGUGGAGGAGGACCUGGACCUCCUGUAUGACAUGCUGCAGAACCCCAGUGACAGUGGCCCAGACACUGAGGACGAUGACAGCGUCCUCAGCACCCCCAUACCUAAGCUCAGGCCAUACUUCGAAGGCCUGUCUAACUCCAACUUGCAGGAGGAGAUGUGGUGCCUCCACGGUGCCAGGAUCCAAAAGGAGCCUCUGAGUUUGGCCCACCUUCCUGAGAACGCGAGGGCCCCGGGAGGCAAGCAGCCAAGUGAUAGUGGCUCUGACUCAAUGGCCCACAGAAUUCGCUCCCCUGGGGGGUGGCUGGCACAGCUGGAGGACAGCUGGGAGGCAGGGUCCUCCGCCUGGCAUUGGUUCGCCAAGAAGGUGCCAUCCAUAAUGUGCUUCACGUCUCUAGUCAUGCCGUCCAGCAGGUCCACGAGGAAGCAGGCUGGCCACCGGGGCUGCAACACAGCCCUGAAUGAGUGGGUCAAUAGACUGGACAACGAGGGCCCAGACCCGCAGAGCCAGCGGCAGGUCCCCAGGAACCCCGUGUGUGACCAGCUCAACAACAUCCUCAUUUCCCACGACAAGCUGCCUGAGAGCAUCAUCCUGGUCAACACCUCCGACUGGCAGGGCCAGUUACUUUCGGACAUCCUGCAGGGGCACACGCUGCCCGUGGUGUGCACUUGCUCCACAGAUGACGUCCAGGAGGCCUUCACCAUCAUCGUCUCACAGAUGCAGAGAUACUGCAACUGCAAUUCCCAGGCCCUGACGGCUGUGAAGAUGGCGGUGGCAGGGGCACAGCCCUACUUCAGCGCUGUACCGCGGAUCUUCGUGGAGCAGCUGUCCCAGCAGCCACCCCAAUGGCUGGACUACAUGCGCUUCCUGGUCAUCCCGCUGGGUUCUCAUCCCUUGGCCAGCUACCUGGGCUCCAUGGAUUGCCGCUACAACAACUUCUUCCAGGACCUGUACUAGUGGGACAUGUUCAACAACCUGGAGUCCCAGAACACCUUGCAGGACACACAGGACGUUGUGUCGAGAAUCUCUGAGUACGUCACAGGGGCCAACUGUGUCCACCUGCUGCCCAUCGCAGAGGCCAUGCUCAUGUCUAAGCAGCAGCACCCCGACGAGAAUUCCUCACAGAAGCUCCUCCCCUUUGUGGGGGCGGUGAAGGUUGGAAGAGUGGAACCAUCUGCAGCCAUGUCAGGAGACUCAGAUGAUGCGGUCCCCUCAUGCUCCAGUGAGCUUCUGUCCCCUGCCGGGAAGGCCUCACCCAACACACUCUCCCCGCCGUCAGUGAGUGGGGGCCUGUCCUCCACCAGCCAGAGUGUCCAUGCAGAGAUGAUGGAGCUGCAGGUGGACUACUGGACGGCAGCCCAGCCAAUAGACACCAAGAGAGUGGAGGAGAAGAAAGAACUUCUACCGCCAAACACACUCACGUGCUUCUUCCAGUCUGUCCAGGUCAGAAGGCUGCCCCGCAGUGGUGAGGCCACAGCAACACCCGCCACGUCCAUGACAGUGGUCACCAAGGAGAAGAAGAAGGCGCCCAAGAAAACCAAGGACGGGGAUGUGGAGUCCAAAAGCCAGUGCAUCCAGGGCAUCAGUCGCCUGGUUUGCAAGGCCAAGCACCAGCAGAGCAUGAUGCCAGUCGUCAGCGACGGUGUGGAGUGGAACGACGUGACGUUCUUCCAGCUGGCAGCCCAGUGGUCCUCCCACGUCAAGCACUUCCCUGUCUGCAUCUUCGGAGACAACAAUUCCACCUUCUAG
Molecule: messenger RNA, 2436 nt
Organism: Myotis daubentonii (Daubenton's bat)
Lineage: Eukaryota; Metazoa; Chordata; Mammalia; Chiroptera; Vespertilionidae
Product: phosphofurin acidic cluster sorting protein 2-like
Biological process (GO): protein localization to plasma membrane
Molecular function (GO): transmembrane transporter binding
Source: RefSeq, a predicted model, not a curated record